Achroia grisella is the source of this 1316-nucleotide messenger RNA. RefSeq lists its product as uncharacterized. Bases 365 to 910 code for a protein of 181 amino acids. Lineage: Eukaryota; Metazoa; Arthropoda; Insecta; Lepidoptera; Pyralidae. The record is from RefSeq and is a predicted model, not a curated record. The transcript has 3 exons.
AUAAGUGUCAUAUAUAUGAAAUAUGACACUUAUAAAAGUACAUAUAACGUAUAUAAAUAUUAUUCGUAGGCAGAAACUUACUACAUCAACGUCAUCACGAAUAAAAAAAAUUAAACACUCGACAACUGUGGGUAUAGACUUUUCUUUUGUGCUUUACUGAAUUAAAAACAAUGCUGACAAAGACGUUAGAUAAGCAUUCUAGACAAAGAAGUCAAUACGACGCUGUUUAAUUUGUCAAAAUUAUCGGUAAACAUUCUAAAUAAUUUCAAUUAAUAUCAUGAAUUAGCGCUUUCUACCUGUUAUUACCUGUAUAGACCCGCUUGUUACCUGUAGACAUAGCCAAAAUACCAGUAUUUGAACUACAAUGGCUACACAUGCAUUUUAUGCAGAUGCUGAGCAGAAAUCAAAUAGACGUAUCCGGAAUUGGUACCAGAAAAAUCUGCUCACAGUUCUGCACCAUGCAAAAGAGAAACAAGCUAGAGACGUAGACGUGUCUAUAGCGCUCGCCGAAGAACUUAUAAGAAAACUGGAUGAGCCGCUUGAAAAACCAAUGAUCGUGCCUUUACGAGAAUUUGUACAAUCAAAAGACGAUAGUUUAAUGAAACCUAUUGAGCUUGAUAUGCUGAAUUUACUCUAUGAAGGCACAGAGAAAGGAGCCACUGAGAAAUAUUUGAAAGCAAGAAAUAAGAAAGCUCCAGAAGAUAAAUAUUACUUCCGUAUCACAUCAAACUGGGACUAUGGGUGGCAACAAAAGCAGUCGAGACAGCGGGCUCGUGACGUAAACAGAGGUCGGUGCGCUAUCCUACGGGAUACGUUCUACAGGAAGAACAACCUCGCCGCGGACCCGCCACACUACUCGCAGCCCUCUGGUGGCGAGAUAUCUAUAUGCAGUGAAUACUCUUGCAACUAGCUGAUUUCGUAUAUAUUCUGAGCUUCAUGAAGAUGCAAUAGGCAUUAUGUAGAAAAUAUUGCUGUAUAAUUAAACCUUAAUAAAGUAAGUACGCGAAACAAUUUACAAAUUCUAACCUACCUUCUUUGUAACACCUCUGACCUACCCCAAAAUUUAUUGAAUGGUAUGCAAAUGCCUGCGCUAACAGAAUUUUGCUAGUAAUUAGGACACUACUUCUCAUUACUGUCAAUGGCCUUUGCACCUCAAAACUGGCUCUAGAAUUUCAAUUUGUAACAAAAAAUUAAAUAACAAAACUGCUUAAGCAUAAAAUAUGCAACGCAAUUUAUAAAAAGGUUCAUUUGAUGUAUUAACAUCUGUUUGGUGCGUAUGAAAUAAUAAACGUUGUAUAGCAAAAAACAUAUAUUUU